This is a messenger RNA of Chara braunii, 4668 nucleotides long. Lineage: Eukaryota; Viridiplantae; Streptophyta; Charophyceae; Charales; Characeae. The record is from the annotation of a GenBank genome assembly.
CAGCGGACCACAUCAGCGGACCACAUCAGCAGGCCACGUCAACAGGGAGUGCCACGUCAGCCACCCAGGCCUGUUUAUGCUGACGCGCUCGCAGACAGCCGUCAUGGACCAGAAACCGGGGGAAACGGUGGAGGCAUAUCAGGACCGCAUGCUGGCUUUGAUCAUAGAAGCCAAGCAGCGGGCGGAUGCAGUAGCAGCCGCAGAGAAGAAGAAGGCGGAGGAUGCCGAGCAGGCACGACUGCUAGCUCUUGAACAGCAGCGUCUGCAGGCCGAGGCAGCAGCGAAGGCUGCAGAUGAAGAACGAUUGAAGCGGCGUGAGAAGAUUUUCAGCAGAGACCAAGCAUUACUCACAUUGGCAGCGGAAUGGCGAACUGAGGCGGAGACAGGGAAGAUGGAGGAGAGCGAGACCAAGAUUGCCCUCCUCCUCUCCCAUGUCACGGACCUCCUGGCGACAUGCAUCGCGAAGCAGGAGGACAUUCACAGCCUCGAUGCCGAAGUCAAGAGUGUUCGCAGCCGCGUACAGCAGCUGGAGCAACGACCAGCCGCCGCCCCUGUGGCAAGCUCCUCCAACACAUCAGACCGCCUGGACGCAUUGGAGACUGACGUCAGCACACUCAAGGACGGCGCACGACUACAACAAACCGCUACUCAACAAUUGGAGCAGCGGGUCUGUGCUGCCGCCGCCAGCCCGAGUUCGAAACAGCGCGAGUCAACUCCCAAGUUUGACGGUCAGGAGAUCUUCUGCGAUUCAACAAAGAUGGAUCCAGUUCAGUGGUUCCGCAAGUUUGAACUCACGUUGCAGCUGCACCUCGUCAGCGAGUGCAAGCACCACGCCUGGGAAGACCUCAAGGCGGCGUGGCACAAGCGGUUCCAAGUGGAGCCGCCGGAGAUCAAGGCCAUGGACAAGCUCAUGACCUUCGAGCAAGGCUCGCUGCCAAGCGUCGACUGGAUUGCCGAGUACCAACGCUUGACAUCCGUCCCAGGUCUCCCGAUGGGCUUCAAAGCCAUCAAGCACUACUUCAUUUCAAGGCCGUGCCCGGUGUUGAGCAACGCCUUGACGCAUGUUGAGGACACACUGACAACGACGGCGCAACUGUUCGAUAAGGCCACGCAGAUUAUCGUCACAAACAAGGAGGCGAAGAACCUCACUCGUGUUGCGGCAGGCCCGAGCAAGGACCAACAUCGGCCCAAGGUGGUCGUGGUUGCGGCGGCAUCGCCAAGCAGCCAAUCUAGCGAGGCGGAGUCUGCCAAUGAAGGAGACAGACUCGCAGCUGCCCGGGAUGGACAAGACGUGUGUGCGGCAUCUUCUCCAUCCGGCAGCGGUUCUUCUUCGUCUUCAAGUGGUUCUUCACGGGAUUCCGCGCGCGAGUUCAACAUAGAGGAAUUGAACCCGCUCACGUCUGAGGAUUUCGCAUGGCUUCCUCUCCCGACCACGGGCCGCUUGCCGGGACCGCAAUGCGCAGCACUCUGCGCCCAUCUUCACAAGUACUUGUCCUUCUAUGCACCACCAACUUCGCCGACGGAUGACGAGGUCGCGGUGGGGGACAUCUUGGCAUAUGUUACCAAGGUGACCCGCGAGUUUCGCACGCAGCGGUACGACGACAAUAACGCACCGCUGAUGUAUGUCCGCAUCCAAGUUGGGCAAGCGUCCUGCAGCGCUUUGCUGGAUAGCGGCGCGACUCGCAACUUCAUGAGCCAAGCCUUUAUGCAAAGGGCUGGCCUCGGCGCGCAGGUUCGAAGGAAGGCAAACCCGACGACGAUCAAGUUGGCGGAUGGAAAGACGCAGCAACUUCUCGACCGUUACAUCGAGGCUGUACCUGUGUACUUCGCACCUCACGCAUGCGAACCGGUCACGUUCGACAUCUUGGACACGGACUUCGAUAUCAUCCUGGGAAUGCCUUGGCUCGCAAGUGCGGAUCACACGGUCAACUUUCACCAGCGGACUCUCACCGUUCGCGACGCCCUCGGCGCCAAGGUGCCGUGUACUAUUCCUCUUCCGCACCCUUCGAUCCGGUGCCAAGUCGUGACAGCCAAAUCGUUCCGGGCUACAUGUGCAUAUGAGCAACCCGACGAGAUAGGCCUAUGUUUCUUGCGGACCGUCGCGGUAGCCGACUCUUCACCAUCGGACUUGUCUUCAGACCCCCGUGUGGUACGGCUGCUUGUCGAGUUCGCCGACAUCUUCGAGUCACCUACCGGUGUGGUGCCGAAUCGGCCGAUCUCUCACGAGAUCAUUCUUGAGGCCGGAGCCGUGCCGCCGAAAGGUUGCAUCUAUCGGAUGAGCGAGGAGGAACUGGAGGUCCUUCGCGCACAACUCGACGACUUGUUGGCCAAGGGCUGGAUCCGCCCUAGCAGCUCCCCAUAUGGAGCACCGGUUCUCUUCGUAAGGAAGAAGAACAAGGAUCUACGUCUGUGCAUCGACUACCGCAAGCUCAACGCCCAAACUGUGAAGAAUGCGGGGCCUCUUCCUCGUAUCGACGACCUUCUUGAGCGAUUAGGCGGUGCUAAGUUCUUUUCCAAGUUGGACUUGAAGUCGGGGUAUCAUCAAAUUUCGAUACGCCCGAAUGAUUGCUACAAAACCGCAUUCAAGACAUGGUAUGGACAUUUUGAGUGGGUGGUCAUGCUUUUUGGCCUCACCAAUGCCCCGCCAACCUUCCAAGCGGCAAUGACCAAUGAGUUUCGUGCGAUGCUGGAUCGGUUUGUGCUGGUCUACUUAGACGACAUUCUCGUCUAUAGUCGGACCUUGGAGGAUCAUCUUGAGCAUCUUCGACGAGUGUUGGAGACGCUCCGCCGUGCCAAGUACAAAGCCAACCGCGACAAGUGUGAGUUCGUCCGGCAAGAGCUUGAGUACUUGGGCCAUUUUGUCACUCCGGAGGGCAUCAGCCCCCUAUCGGAGAAAAUUCAAGCCAUCCAGGAGUGGCCGGAGCCGCGUAACGUCACAGAUGUCCGUUCGUUUCUUGGUCUUGCCGGCCAGUAUCAGCGCUUCAUCAAUGGCUAUUCGAAGAUCGCGGCCCAUUUGACCAAGCUUCAAUGUGAGGAUCGACCGUUUGACUUCGACGAGGAUGCACGAGAAUCCUUCUUGGCUCUUAAAGCUGCACUUUUGUCAGCGGAGGUCUUGCGGAUCUACGACCCGCUAUUGCCCACACGCGUCACUACUGAUGCAUCCGGCUAUGGCAUUGCUGCAGUCCUCGAACAACACGAUGGCGUGGACUGGCACCCAGUCGAGUAUUUCAGCAAGAAAGUGCCCGCCGUGCACUCCAUUGAUGAUGCACGAAAGAAGGAGUUAUUGGCAUUCGUACACGCACUCAAGCGUUGGCGGCAGUUCCUUCUUGGUCGACGGCAGUUCCGAUGGGUAACGGACAACAACCCGUUGGUCUUUUACAAGACCCAGGACACAGUCAACAGCACCAUUGCCCGCUGGAUGGCCUUCAUUGAGCAGUUUGACUUUUUCCCUGAUCACAUUCCGGGCAAGUCGAACCGUUUUGCGGAUGCUCUCUCACGGCAAUUGGUCGAGGUUCUCUACGCCGGUUGGAUUCGAACCAAGGGUUACCCCAAGGAAAUCGUCUACGACCGCGACACUCGGUUCAUGUCUGAUUUUUGGUUGGCACUCACCAAACGAUGGGGCUCAUCUCUCAAGCCUAGUUCAGCUCGCCACCCUCAGACGGAUGGCCAGACGGAGAGGGCGCACCAGACGGCACAGGUUCUUCUGCGCACUCUCAUCCGUCCCGAUCAGAAGGAUUGGGUUGAGCGGCUGCCGGAUGUCGAAUUGGCCUACAAUUCGUCCAUCCACCCGGCUAUCGGGAUGUCGCCUUUCGAGUUUGAGCAUGGCUCUCCGGUCACUUCUCCGCUGGACACCAUCGUUCCACGCACGGCCGAGAGCGACGACCAUCUCCUUUUCUUGCGCCGGAUGCAAGAGCUUCUUGUCAAGGCACGCAAUCAGAUGGCAAAGACGCAGCAACGCAUGAGCCAGCAGGCCAAUCGCCAGCGUCUUCCUUGUCCAUUUCGCGUCGGCGACCAUGUGUGGAUUUCCGCCGUGGAAUUCAGCCUUGAGCAGGAUAUCUCUCGCAAGCUCCUCCCGAAAUGGAUGGGCCCAUGGCCGAUUGUAGCACCUGUUGGGGAUGCUCCUGAGGGACCGUCCUUCACAGUUCAGGUGCCCGCCCACUUACCCGGCUACCCGCUUUUCCAUUGCUCCAAGUUGGCGCUGUACACACCAGCAGACCAGGAUGACUUUCCCGGGCGACGAUCUCAAGACCCACUCUCUAUGGACGACUUUCAGGAGGUCGGUGACAUCAUUUCCCAGCGACGAUACGGCAACAAGCCGACCGAGUAUCUUGUACACUUUGCGUAUUGCACCCACCGAGCCGACCGCUGGUUGACCCGUGCGGAACUCCAAGCGACAGCUCCAGAUGUUCUCGUACGGUAUGAACGAAAGAUGCAAGCCAAGCCGGCAUUUUCGGCUCCACGCCGCAACCGCGUCCAGGUUCCACCUUCAGAUCAUCGGCUGCGCCCYCGACCCGGCUUGACUUCAUAAGGAGGGGGGGGUGUUACAUGCUGCGCCUGCACACGAGGGCCAUUUUCCAGGCCCUGCGUCGUUCAGGUUGGAAGCCUGAAUUUCAUGCUCAAGGCCUGGAAAUAAGGGCCUGCAGACCCCAGGACGGUUCAGCCCAAAAG